UUCUUUCUCUUCUUCUAUUUCUUCUUCAUCUUCUCCGCAGUCACAUGCACUUCUCUUCUCUUUUACCUUUUACUUACACUUUCCCCAACUUCGAUCCACUCCACCCCCUCCCCCCACUAUUCACCCCACCACCCUUCUCUUUUUCGUCCUAUCUCAUUUUCUCUCGUCCUCUCUUACCUUCGUUUGCUGAAAGUGUCCGAUGGUCAUUCAGGGUUGUGACAAUAUGAGUCAUUAAAAUUUUUUUGGAUAGCUUUGUAAUGCGUCAUGAGUAACUGCUAUAUUCUUUCGAAGAUUGUUCGAUGUGCUGGCCUUAAUAAUGUUUGGGAGGGUCAGGGUCAGCGGAAGUGAAUUGUCCUUUGAUAGUCACUAAGGGUCAUUACCUUGACUAUAUAUGUCACGAUCAGCGUCAUUAUAAAGUUGAAUUCUCUAUUUUAUUUUUAAUAAUUUCCUAACGUGAGAUAGGUGACUGCUUAAUCUUCCGAAGGUCACCUAUCUCACGUUACGAAAUGUAAUGGGAAGGCAAAUAUCGUAUGCCGCAAAUCUAUGUUAAUAAGUAAUAAAUCCAGAUUCAAAAAAGGAAUAAAAUUAAGUAAAAGUUACCGAAAUAUGAAAAGGCUAUUCAAAGUUUGCAUAUAAUUAUAAAGAACUAAGACAAAUUAAAAAUAACAAACGGCAUUUCGAGCCCAAAUGAGUUAUUCUCAAUGUUAUAAUUACAAAGUGACAAGUAUAUAUAUAUAUUUAAAAUAGAACCAGGUUUUAAACUGGUCAAUAAAGAGAUAAAAAUAUAUGUACAGACUUAUAUGUAGUGGAUGUAUACUGAUGGUCAUUAUCGCAACCAUUAUACAGCUGAUUAUUGUGCUGACAUUAUACAUUACGUUCCAGUUGAUGUAGCACGUGUCAUUAUGAAUGUAUACUUAAAAUAAAAAAUAGGUCCCACUAUCGCCCAUUCUUGUGAGAACGUAACCAUAUUUUCUUCGUCUCUCUGAUUUUAACACAAUCUUUAAUAUUUAUUUCGAUUGCAACAGAAUGAAUUUUUAAUGUUGUAUUAUAUGAAUAUAUUUUUUUUAUUUGCGAGGAGAAAAAUCUUCAUAUAGCUCUCCGGGAUGCUCCUGAAGGAGAAUCUAAUUGGAUGAGGGGAAGAUUUUUUCAAUCGGAUGAAGGGAAGAUUCGUUUUCAAUCGGAUGAAGCGAAGGACGUUCUACAAAAUGGAAUGCAACCCCUGUUCCACAACAUAAAAGUCGACAUAGCUAGAUGCCUUAACUACAACAUAUAAUCUUGCCGGAGUAGGAUUAGGAGAUAACACGUCGGUACUAGAAUUCAUUCAUGACGGAACAAAUGUACCGUGGAAUUAUAGAACACGGAAUAUUGAAGAUGUACUCACAACCAGCUGCCAUGAUUCUUUUAUCAUCGGAUCUACUUACGCUACAAAACAUGUACCUUAUUACGGACACCUCAUUAUGAAUGCAACGUAUAGAACACCUAUGAAUAUUAGGAAUGAGAGUCGCCUUAUUUUCGCAGAGAGGCGUAAUGGACAGACAAGAAUAGAAAAGUUAAUUGAUCCUAAUCAAAUGAUAUAUACCAACAAAGGCAGUUUCUUUAUCAGCGAGGCUUUAGGUGGUGUUCUAAAGAUGACAAACGGAAGUGUGGUGUGUAAUCUUAUGUGGGACGAUUAUGAGGAGCCAAUGUUAGAAUCAUUUCAUGAUUUUAUUAGAAUACAGCAAUGUCCCGAGACACAUCUAGAGUCAGAUAUGAUAGCCGUUGGUGCAAUAAUUAAUGAUAAGCCACUAAUAACUCGGGAACAGCGUUACGGUGUUAAGCGAGUUCCAUUGUUUCUCUAAUUAUGGAGCAGGCGGACAAUUUAUUAGCGAUAUUACACCGGAUACGACGGAAUAUGAAGGUUACUUCAAUAUAACAGAACAUAUGCGUAUAAUACCAGUUAUAUAUAACUAAAUUUUAAUAUUGGACUAGGUCAUUAUGUAUUCUCAUAUGUAAAUAGAAAUUAAUGUAAUGUUAGCACAUUAUUGUGACGAA
Acromyrmex echinatior (Panamanian leafcutter ant) is the source of this 2031-nucleotide messenger RNA. RefSeq lists its product as uncharacterized. The record is from RefSeq and is a predicted model, not a curated record. Lineage: Eukaryota; Metazoa; Arthropoda; Insecta; Hymenoptera; Formicidae.